Salarias fasciatus (jewelled blenny) is the source of this 3038-nucleotide messenger RNA. It is a transcript of the gene inka2, whose product is annotated as inka box actin regulator 2. Bases 348 to 1676 code for a protein of 442 amino acids. NCBI's taxonomy places the organism in Eukaryota, Metazoa, Chordata, Actinopteri, Blenniiformes, Blenniidae. The record is from RefSeq and is a predicted model, not a curated record. The transcript is spliced from 2 exons. Gene Ontology annotation, cellular component: nucleus. Gene Ontology annotation, molecular function: protein serine/threonine kinase inhibitor activity; protein kinase binding.
CUGGACUCAGGCUUUUGAUGCAGCCACAAGAAGGAGGACCUCAUUAUCAUUUCUUGGAGUAAACACAUUUUCGUCAUCCGGAGUUUUUCUUUUUUCUUCACCAGAUUAGAAGAUCCGCGUCAUUUCGAGCCGAGCGCGCAUUCCUCAGCAGGAUUUGCGCAUCUCCAAUUCCAAAAAAAUUGCCUCUUGCUUGCGCUCAUAAUAAAGAGCGCUGUUUCCUAGAUUUGUUGUUUUUUAUUUAAUUUUUUUGGCUCAGGGAAAGCCUUCACAGUCAUGACCGAGCGACUGGUGGCGACGCUUUUCAUCUGAUAUUGUCUUUUUCGUGUAUUUCGAGAGAAAGAAAGACGAUGGAACAGCAGCAGCUCUCCAAACCAGAAUGCAGGAACAUGGAUGCGUGUCUGAGGCGACUGAAGCAAGAACUGCUGUGUAUGAAGGAAGCUGGAGAUGGCCUCCACGCCCAGAUGAAUUCGAUGAUGGGCGCCCUCCAAGAGCUCAAGCUCCUUCAGGUCCAGACUGCGUUAGAAAGCCUCGACAUUUCCGGGCGGCCUAUUAACCGAGGAAUCCCACAUCCCGCUGCAGCGGCUCCUCCCGAACCAACUGCUGCCGCGGCGUCGGCCUCAGGAAGCGCCCACGAGUUCAGACAAACUAUGCCUCAAGAGUCAAGUCCAGCGCCAAGUCCAAGGCUGUCGCUGGGAAGCAGAAGCUCCUUCAGUCAAGAUGACUGCAGCGCAUCCAGGAACAGGAGCAGUCUGGGAACCUCCUCUUCCUCAACGUCCAGUCUGGAGAGUGAGAGUGAAAGUGAACGAAGCGCAAAGAGUGCAAGAAGUGAGAACGAUCUCGAAUCUAUCCCCAGGAGGUGGUCCGGAUACAUGGCCCCGCAGGUGGAUUUCUGUGGACCAGUGGUGGGGAACCCUCCACCGGAGCCUUACCCUCACCCGCAGGCUCCUCCUCGUGCACAGGUCGUUGACCUGCCAGGGAUCCUGUACAGUCUGUCCAGGGAGGGGCCCUCCAUGGACAGCGACUACUCCCAGGACAGCGCAGACGAUGCCAGCGACUGGACGUCUUCACUCAUGAGCCGCAGCCGCAACCGUCAGCCCUUAGUGCUGGGUGACAAUGUGUUUGCGGACCUGGUGGGAAACUGGCUGGAUCUGCCCGAGGUGGAGAGGGAGGAAGGAGAGGAAGACGAGAGAAGGAGAGAGGAUAGGACAGGAGACAGUGGUAUGGACAGACCGGACACUCCAGCUCAUCCUCUUCGCCUCAGCCGCUCACAAGAGAUCUGCAGGAAAUUCUCUCUCACCACAAACAUCUUCAAAAAGUUCCUGCGCAGUGUGCGGCCCGACAGGGACAAGCUGCUCAAGGAGAGGCCCGGCUGGAUGGCUCCGGAACUGUCAGAGGGCGACCUCUUCAAGAGGCCCAAAAAAGUGGCCCCGAAAAGUUCGAAAGGCAGCUUUUACUUGCCCUUCUGGGCAAACGGACAGCAGGGCAAAGGCAGGCCGGGCCUGCACCUGGCUGAGACCGAGAAGAACCUCCAUCACCAUCAUCAGCAACACCAUCAACAAUUGCCCCAAUUCCACCAGCAGCCGUUUGCAGGGAUCUAUUUAGACAGGAGGCAGCCAGAGACGGGCCUGCAGAAAAUGCCUCCCUUGUUUGACUACAACACAGCUGUGUGGGUUUGACAGUGAGUCUCGAGCCAACAGACUGCCAAGGAUGCCAGAUUGAGCGUAUGACAGGUGCAAGGGGAUUUGGGCUGCGAGAGAGGGGACUGAGUGAAUGAAUAAAUGAAUGAAUGACGGAUGAACAAACAAGAUGCUCGGAUGCCGUUAUCUUCCAAAAAUGAACUGAUAAACUUCUCAUCCGCCAUGUUCCUCCUGCGACAGAGAGAUUAUCAGGGCAACGUUUUCUCUGACAAUCCGAAAACCUGAACCUCGUUUUCUGCAUGUGUUUGUGUGUGUGUUUGUGUGUGUGUUUGUGUGUGUGUGUGUGUGUGUGUGUGUGUGUGUGUGUGUGUGUGUGUGUGUGUGUGUGUGUGUGUGUGUCUGUGUGGUGAAGAGCGUCGGAGACUUUUCCUGUAUGUACGCUGACUCUUUUGUAUUCUGUCGUCUCUACGUGUCUGCACGAAUGAGUGGAUUGUGUGGUUGUCUUAAAAGACGGUACAUCUUUCUCAGAAUUCCUCCACCAAUGAAGAUCUUUCUGAAAAACACAUUUUUUCCACAUCACUCCACCCGGACAUAUCUAAUGUCUCACUUUUUUGCAUCUCUGAAUUGUAACACCAGGUGUUGAACUGCAUGGUUACUGUUUUUUUUUCUUUUUUUAGUAAGUGAAGCUACCAACAGCUGUUAUCGAACGCACUGCCACUCAAAGUCCUAAGCUUCCUUUUUGUUUCCAAAAGGUUUUAACUCAUUGGAAACUCAGGUUUAACAGGACUCAUCUCAUUCACCUUGCUCAGGGAAUGAUUGAAGGUAAUAAAAAAACGAGACACUGCCGCAUUUCGAUGGACUUCAUAUCUUGUCUUGCCAGAGAUUUUCUUGCCCAGAAACAUAUCACAGCAAUAGUAACUCGUUCACAGGUUGAAUAUUAAACUUAGCACGAUGUGUUUGCUGUCAUGCCACGUGCACGUGGCGAAUGUCAAACCAACUGAAAGUCCUCUUGGGUUGCUGUGAGGGAGGAGGAGGCAGAGAGGGCACCGCCUGUUGCCGAGUGCUGACUAACUGUCAUCCAUCUGGUACGCAGACAUUUUGCAAAGCAUGCAUCUGUAAGGACAUGCUCCGUGGGCCUGUCUAAUCCCAAAAAAUGUUUUGAACGGAUUCAUGGAAACGAUGGUGUUACAUAUUGUAUAUACACGAGAGAAUAGAUUACGGGGCUUUAGCAGAAAUGGGAUGGAUGAGAGUGGAAGUAAAACCCAUAAUCUGUGUUGGACAGGCUGACUAAAUGUACAGACCAUUGUACAUAUCUGUCAUCGAACAAAAAGCAGCAAUAAGAAGCAUUCAUUGUGAUUUCCCAUGGCAUCAUUUCACUACUCUGCACUGAAUAAUACCACA